This is a messenger RNA of Epinephelus moara (kelp grouper), 5211 nucleotides long. RefSeq names its product histone-lysine N-methyltransferase 2D-like. Gene Ontology annotation, biological process: positive regulation of transcription by RNA polymerase II. The transcript has 15 exons. Lineage: Eukaryota; Metazoa; Chordata; Actinopteri; Perciformes; Serranidae. Gene Ontology annotation, cellular component: MLL3/4 complex. The annotation marks the transcript as partial. The record is from RefSeq and is a predicted model, not a curated record. Gene Ontology annotation, molecular function: transcription coactivator activity; histone H3K4 methyltransferase activity; histone binding.
UGUUGUGGUGGAACACCUUAUUGAGGAGGUUCUCGUGGUCAGUUAGGUGGUUCUUGUCAUCACUGAGGAGGUUCUACAGACCCUGUCGGUGGUCCUAGCGGUCACCGGGGAGGUUCCAGUGGAUCCUCAGAGGUUCUUGUGGUCACUGAAAACUGUGGAGUUCCUUUAGGUGAGGUUCUUGAGGUUCUACGGGUGGUAUUUGUAAUCGACGUUGCUCUCAUGGUCAUAAAGUUGUAGAGGUUCUAUAGGUGGUUGGUGGCUCUCGUGGUCAUUUCUAGAGUUCCUCUAGGUUGAUGUGGUCACUGAGGAGGGAGAAGAUAAAAAUAAAAACUCUACAGUAUGUAUGUUGUGUUUUGCUGCCAGUCACCAUCGGUUCAUUAUUAACAGGAUCUAAAGCAGGUUCUACUAGUCCCCUUCAGGAGGUCCCUUUAGUCUCCUCUGAUUAAUGGGGUGACCCUUUGGAGGGGCCCGACCCCCUGGUCUAGAACCACUCCAGUAAAGUCUGUAUAUUGUAACCUAAUGAACAGGACUGGUGUUAUAUUGUAAAAUAAAUAUGAAUAAAUAAAUACAGAUCAUUAUGUCAUGUUUCAUGGCUGUGUGUUUGGGGCACGUGCAGCAGCAGUCCGGCUCCUCGCGCUCCAGUCCGGGACUUCAGGUCUGAUGACAGAGACCGCUUCACCAGAGCAGCCCUCCAACAGAUCCCUCCGCGGGGUCAGACACACUUUUUACACUCACACAAACACACUGACUCAAUCCGCCAUUGACACACACACACCUGCGCGUUUUAAAGUCUCACUCCCGGUGCACGUCGCCUUUAUCCGGGCGCGAGAGAUAAACCCUGCCCGGUAAACGUUCCUGCUCCGGUACAGGAGUUAAUGUUUUCUGGGACCUACUUCUUCUCCUGCUGUCGCUGACAGGCGGUGCUUCGGUCGCUCCCAAACAUGGCCUCCAUGACGGAGCGACCGCUUCAACUUUAAUUUUUCGCCUAUUUUUCAGAGCAAAACCGUGUUUUUUUCCUUCCACGAGCACCGGGAAUGUUUCUUGGGAACGUAUCAUCAUGGCAGACGUGUGAAACAGAUGUUAUCUGUCGGAGAAGUUCGCUGUUGGCUGUAAACUGAUCGCUCGAAGUUGGCUGGAAAGCUGGAGAGGAAAAAGAGAAUUGCAUCAAAUCAAAUGCCAUCUGAGGCUCAGUCCCAGGAGCCUCGGGACAGAGGACCGGCCCCUCCCGUCACUCGGGCCGGACGCAGCGCUCAGCUGGCCAAAGUCGCCGCUACAAGCCCCGCCCCCGAGAGGCGGUCUCGUGGGCGACCUCGGAAAGAUGGGAGCAGCAGCCGCUCUGCGCCUCCCACCCCUCCUCCUCCUCCUCCUCCUCCUCCUCCGCCACCUCCUCCCAAAUCAAGGAAGAAGGGGCGGAGUCGAGGCCGGGCCCAGGUAGAGGAUGAAGAGAGCAUGGACGCCAAGGAGAGGAAAACCCUCCAAAAGACAGAGGUGAAGGAGAAGACAACAGGACGCCGUCGCUCCACCUCCAGGAGAAAAACCAAUGCAAACCCUGAACCCGACCCUGAACCAGACCCUGACCCCAGCCAGAACCCUGACCCUGAUCCCCCUCAGCCUGACCCCACGGUCCCAGCGUCAAGCCCAGAACCAGCUCCCAGUGCUGAGGAGGAGGACAGGACCAGCCCUGCUCCUGCUGCUCCGCUCCCAGCCUCAAGUCCUGGAGAUAAACCUCGAGUCAGUUCCCCAUCCCCAUCCCCUGCCUCCAGCCCCAGACCUGCCCCUGCUCCUGAUCCCGAUCCCGAUCCCGAUCCUGAUCCUGAUCCUGUGGAGGAGGACCGACCCAGCCUGAGCCAUAGCCCCAGCAUUGUUCCUUUGGAGACAGAGGGGGGCGGGGCCCUGAGUCCCUGCUCCAGUCCUCCGGUCUCCCCCUGCCCCCGACUGGAGGACGAGGACUCGCUGUCCCCUCUGUUCCAGCUGUCUCUGUCCGAGGACUCAGGGGGCUCGCCCACCCCCAGCCUGGGACACACCAAAAAACGUCUGAAGCAGUGUGCCUUCUGUUACCGUGGUGAAGAGCCACCCCUGGGCCAGGGCCGACUGGUGGUGUUCGGCCCGACGCCCGGCUACAUCCCGCUCCACAUCCUCAACCGCCGCGCCUCCUCCGACCGGGACAAUGACUGCCACGACCACUGCUACCGUGGCGACCAGGCCCCGCCCAUGUGCAGCAGUCCAGAGCAGUGUGAGGAGGAGUCUUCCUCAGAGUUUGUGGAGCAGCUCGGACCCGUUGGCCUUCCACAUGACAUCAACGUCCAAUCACUGUUCGACCCCACAGGUCAGUGCUGUGCUCACCUGCAGUGUGCAGCCUGGUCAGAGGGGGUAUGUCGCGGCGAGGGCCAAUCACUGCUCUAUGUGGACAAAGCCAUCGACUCAGGAAGCACGCAGGUGUGUGUGUUCUGCCGUCGGCUCGGAGCCUCGCUGCGUUGCCGGGAGACGGGCUGUAGGCAAAGCUUCCAUUUCCCCUGUGCUGCUGCGGCUGGAGCUUACCAGGACUGGACCAAGAAACACACACUGUGUACAAGACACACACACACAGUGUCCUCACAGUGUGUGUUGUGUACGAGUGGCGAUGAUGUCGGUGGUCUGUUGAUGUGUUGUUGCUGUGGUGACCGCUACCAUGGCAGCUGCCUGAACCCCGCCCUGGCCCCCUCCCCCCUAUGCCGGGCUGGCUGGCAGUGUCCUCAGUGUCGAGUGUGUCAGAGCUGCAGGUUGCGAGGGGAUGAUGGCGCGUUGCUGGUGUGUGAACGCUGUGAUAAAGCCUACCACACACACUGUCUCACACCACCUCUGGAUCACACACCGAGCACUGGCUGGAGCUGCAAGAACUGCAGAAUCUGCCGCCGCUGUGGUGUGAGGUCAUCAGGCCAGUGGGCCAAUCACCCGUUUCUGUGCAAGUCAUGUGACCCGGCCCUGCCCUGCCCUCUCUGUGACCAUGCCCCCGACCUCUACACACCACAGGACUAUCUGACCUGUAUCUGCUGCUAUAGGUGUGUCCAUACAGAGUGUAUUGUCCAGGCUGGGGAGGGCAGGGCAGGGUCUGAAGAUUACAUCUGCUCCACCUGCAGGCCUCAGAAGGAGGAGCCAAUCCCACACACUCCACUCGCACGCAGUCCUACCUUGGUCCCUCAACUAAGUCCCACACAGGCACCACCCAUAAGUGUUUCACAGCCACCAAUUCCAGGUCUCACAGAGGCUCCACCCAUCAGUCCAACAGCUCAUAGCCCAGUCCACCUCAUCCGCUCAGAGCCAGCCCAUAGUCCUACCAAGACCCCCUGUACGCCAUCGCAACAAAGUCUGGCUCUAUCUCAUGUUGAACCCAUAGGGCUCCAACAUAGUCCUGCGCCAUCCUGCCCUGAACCUACAGAGCUCCAACAUUGUCUUAUACCAUCCUGCCCUGAACCUUCAGAGCUCCAACAUAGUCCUAUGCCAUCCCUCCCUGAACCCACAGAGCCCCAACAUAGUCCUGCACCAUCCCACCCUGAACCCACAGAACCCCAACAUAGUCCUGCGCCAUCCCACCCUGAACCCACAGAACCCCAACAUAGUCCUGCACCAACCCACCCAGAACCCACAGAGCUCCAACAUAGCCCUCCACCAUCUCACUCUGAACCCACAGAGCUCCAACACAGUCCUGCGCCAUCCCACCCUGAACCCACAGAGCCCCAACAUAGUCCUGCGCCAUCCCACCCUGAACCCACAGAGCUCCAACGUAGUCCUGCGCCAUCCCACCCUGAACCCACAGAGCUCCAACGUAGUCCUGCGCCAUCCCACCCUGAACCCACAGAGCUCCAACGUUGUCCUGCGCCAUCUCACUCUGAACCCACAGAGCUCCAACGUAGUCCUGCACCAUCUCAUUCUGAACCCGCAGAGCUCCAACGUAGUCCUGCGCCAUCUCAUCCUGAACCCACAGGGCUCCAACAUAGUCCUGUGCCAUCUCACCCAGAACCCACAGAGCUCCAACAUAGUCCUGCACCAUCCUGCUCUGAACCCACAGAGCUCCAACAUAGUCCUGAGCCACCUCACUCGGAACCCACAGAGUUCCAAUAUAGUCUUGAGCCAUCCCACCCUGAACCCACAGAGCUCCAACAUGGUCCUGCGCCAUCUCACUCUGAACCUGCAGAGCUCCAACAUAGUCCUGCGUCAUCCCACCCUGAACUCACAGAGCUCCAACAUAGUCCUGCACCAUCCUGCUCUGAACCCACAGAGAUCCAACGUAGUCCUGCACCAGCUCACUCAGAACCCACAGAGCUCCAACAUAGUCCUGCGCUAUCCCACCCUGAACCCACAGUUGUUCAACAUAGUCUUUCGCCAUCCCACCCUGACUCCACAGAGCUCCAACAUAGUCCUGCAUCAUCCCACCCUGAAUCCACAGAGCUCCAAUAUAGUCCUGCGCCAUCCCACUCUGAACCCACAGAGCUCCAGCAUAGUCCUGCACCAUCCCGCCUUGAACCCACAGAGCUCCAACAUAGUCCUGCACUGUCCUGCCCUGAACCCAAAGAGGACCAACAAUGUCUUGCGCCAUUGCAUCCUGAACCCACAGAGCUCCAACGUAGUCCUGCACCAUCCUGCCCUGAAUCCAAAGAGCUCCAACGUAUUCCUGAGCCAACCCACCCUGAACCCACAGAGCUCCAACAUAGUCCUGCGCCAUCCCACCCUGAACCCACAGAGCUCCAACAUAGUCACGUGCCAUCCAGCCUUGAACCCACAGAGCUCCAACACAGUCCUGCACCAUCCCGCCCUGAACCCACAGAGGACCAACAAAGUCUUGCGCCAUCUCAUUCUGAACCCACAGAGCUCCAACAUAGUCCUGCACCAUCCCGCCUUGAACCCACAGAGCUCCAGCAAAGUCCUGCACCAUCUUACCCUUAUUCCCCAGAGCAACAAGAAAUUUCCACACCAUCUCAUGCUAAUGGAAAAGAGCUCCAGCGAAGUCCACCACCAUCUCAUCUCAGUCCCACAGAGCUCCUUCAAAGUUCACUACAAUCUUACUCGGGUCUAACAGAGCUCCUUCCAUCAGUUAGCCCUAAUCUCACAGAGCACCAGGAGAGCCACACCCUAUCUCAAGUUAGUCCAGCAGAGUUUCAACAAAGCCCCACCGGUGUGACUCCCUUGCAGGCUCAGAAGACUCAGCUCAGUUUUACUUCUUCCAGCUCUACCAAG